CCAUGAGGCUGCAGGCGCUCGAUCUCCGGUUACUGGUGCUACUGCUGGUUCUUCUUCUUCAGCCUGUGCACGGGACUCCCAGGGCGCAGGACAUGAGUCUGGGCGUGGACUGGCUGACUCGCUAUGGCUACCUACCUCCGGCUGAUCCUUCCCAAGCCCAGCUGCAGAGCCUUGAGAAGCUGCAGGAUGCUAUCAAAGUCAUGCAGAGAUUUGCCGGCCUGCCUGAGACAGGUCAAAUGGACGCUGAAACAAUAGCUGCCAUGCGCAAGCCCCGCUGCUCCCUGCCUGAUAUUCUGGGGGCUGCUGGGCUGGUCAGGCGCCGCCGCCGCCGUCGCUAUGCUCUGAGUGGCAGUGUAUGGAAGAAGCGCACCCUGACGUGGAGUAUCCGGUCCUUCUCUCAGAGCUCCCAGUUGAGCCAGUCGACCGUGCGGACCCUCAUGAGUUACGCCCUGGCUGUCUGGGCUGUUGAGUCAGGCCUUACCUUCCAGGAGGUGGAUUCUCAGCAUCAGGAGCCCGACAUCCUUAUCCAUUUUUCCCGGGGCUACCACCAAGACAGUUACCCCUUUGACGGACCCGGUGGCACCCUGGCUCAUGCCUUCUUCCCUGGAGAGCACCCCAUCUCUGGAGACACUCACUUCGAUGAUGAGGAGACCUGGACUUUUGGGUCACAAGAUGGUGAAGGAACCGACCUGUUUGCAGUAGCAGUUCAUGAGUUUGGCCACGCUCUAGGCCUUGGUCACUCUUCUGCUCCCAACUCCAUUAUGAGGCCCUUCUACCAGGGCCCAGUGGGCGACCCUGACAAAUAUCGCUUGUCCCAAGAUGACCGUGAUGGAUUGCAGCAGCUCUAUGGGAAAGUGUCCCAUACCCCGUAUGAUAAGCCCACAAGGAAACCCUUGGCUCCACCUCCACAGCCUCCAGCCUUGCCCCCUGACAGCCCCUCCACACCUGUGCCUGAUCGCUGUGAGGGCAAUUUUGAUGCUAUUGCCAAUAUCCGAGGGGAAACCUUCUUCUUCAAAGGCCCCUGGUUCUGGCGCCUCCAACCCUCAGGACAGCUGGUGUCGCCUCGACCAGCUCGGCUGCACCGCUUUUGGGAGGGGCUGCCCACCCACGUGAGGGUUAUCCAGGCUGCUUAUGCCCGACCCCUAGAUGGCCGAAUCAUCCUUUUCAGCGGCCCCCAGUUCUGGGUGUUCCAGGACCGACAGCUGGAGGGCGCAGCGCGGCCACUGGUAGAGUUUGGGCUUCCCCCGGGAGAAGAGGUGGAUGCUGUGUUUUCUUGGCCUCUCAAUGGCAAGACUUACCUGAUCCGAGGCCAGCAGUACUGGCGGUAUGACGAAGUGGCUGCCCGCCUAGACCCUGGCUACCCACGCGUCCUGAGUCACUGGGAGGGGGCACCGCCCGCCCCAGACGAUGUCACCGUCAGCAACACAGGUGACACCUACUUUUUCAAGGGCACUCUUUUCUGGCGCUUUGCGAAGGGCAGUGUCAAAUCUGAGUCGGAUUCCCCCCAGCCCAUGGGGCCCAAGUGGCUGGACUGCCCUGCCCCCAGCUCCGACCCUCAAGUCCCCAACCGCCCGAAAAUGACACCCAAAACCGGAACCUGUGAUUGUCACUGUGAUCUCAAUCAAGCCACAGGGCCGCUGUCAGUGACCCUCCUGUUGCCCCUCCUGCCCUUCCUGAUUGGAGCUGUCUUUUUUUGCUGAAACCUGGUCCCUCCUAGCAGAUCAGCUUCCUACACCGAAGAGAGUCGGAGUCUUCCGCAGCUGGACCUAGUGUGUGGGGUCCUGAGAUCCUGCGGAGUCUCACUGUCUGUUCCCACGGGGAAACCAAGUUCACAGAGUUGGGCGGGUUCCUAGCAGAAGCCUGUGGAUGUCUUGAUUGGGGCGGGGCGGGGUGGGGGGGGGAGAUACCAAACCUGCUUGCUAUUAGGGCACAGGAGCUGUGGCAGUAGUCAGGGAUACCGCCAGGGGGCGGUAUGCACCCUUCUCCAUCGCCAGGAAUGGGGCUUUGCUGUGUGCAGUCCCUGGAGCUAGGAACCCAUCCGAACUGCGGAUUGAACACACAGUGCUCGGCCCUACCCCGUUGCUCCUCAGACACCAUACCUGCCUCAAGUUGUGUGCUGUGGUGACUGACUUUCUGCACCCCUCUGAUUCUCCACAAUUGUUCAUACUGGUAACAGUGGGACAGCAACUGUACUCUGACUAGAUGGUUAAACAGGACCAGGACAUUGAACUCCAGUGCCUCCGAUAGCCGCUGAAUGUGUUGCUGAACCUUCUUACUCUACAUUCAUUGUACUCUACCUUCCUUUAUGGUCACUGCCAUAGGGUGGGGCGAAGACCAAGAGCUGCUCCCUCCCCCAGGGUAUACCUUAGACCCUGCUUGAUGUCAGUGUUGGCGUGGGUGGGCAGUUGCUCUCAUUUCAGAUCACCCUCAUAUCAGAACACAACCGGCACGGGGGAGGGUCACCCCGAAUUCAAGAUCGUCAAAUGCCAUUGGAAGGUGUUCCUGCACCAAGCGAAGUGACCGCUGGUUCCUUCUGGACCACCGUCGCUCCCGUCUGCACAGUGCUGCGGUGGACAGGACCCUCUCAGCGAUCCUAUAUUGCUUCCUCCUCCUCUUCCCUUUCCUUCUCACAUACUAUUUUCAGUUGUGUCUGUGAGUACAGGAGCCCAGCGGUGCUGGAUCCUCUCGGAGGUGGAGUGGUCUGGUCGUGAGCCCAGGAUCCUGAGUGUAGAACUCAGGUCCUCUACUAGAAUAACAUGUGACAGCUUCAGCCCCUGUCAUUGCCUUCUGAGCCCUUCCCAGGGACCCAAUGAUACAGCUAAGGGGUGAAGAGAGCUGAGGCAGCUUCCUUCAACCUAACAUCCUCAUAGAUUGAGGACAUAGAUCAAUGAUUCUAGAAUAUUCCUCAUCAGAAUAACUUUAUGGGAUUUUAUUUUUUCAGGACAGGGUUUCUCUGUGUAGCCCUGGCUGUCCUGAAACUCACUAUGUAGGCCAGCCUGGCUUUGGACAUCCACCUGUCUCUGCCUCCUGAGUCCUAGAGUUAAAGGCACGUGUCAGCACCAUCUCAUGGGAGUUUAAGAAUGCAGGUCCCAUUCCCUCUGCCUGAAUCCUCAUUCUGGGGUGGGGGCAGGCAUCUGCACUUUAACAAGUACGGGGUGGUGAGCGCUGAAGCACCAGGUCUUCUCAGUGCCGCUUCCUCUCCCAGGGACCAUUUCUUCUUGUGUUCUCCACAAGGUCAGGCUGAUGGCUGGGGAGCCAUCUCCCCCAGCCUCCUUUCCAAGUGUGAACGGGCCAGAUGUCAUGGGGUCCUCAGUCGAGAGACAGACAGGCUGAUUAGUUUAUUAAGACAAUACCUGGUAGCGAGCAAAGUGCUCUGAAAAGAGACUGAGCGGUAAGCAGCCUAAUGGACAAGACCGGAGAAGUUCUAUAAAUUAUUAUGAAUAUUUAUGAAGUAGGUGGAAUAUUGAUUGGGUUAUAUGAUCUUUUCCCAUCACAAACCAUGGUAGACCAGAUCUUCCUGUCAAGAUAAUUCCACUGUUGGCUCCGUGAAAGGAAGGCGUGUCAGAAGGAUUCAGAGCUUUUGUUAGUGCAGAGCUAUAGGCUGAGUGACCUCACGAUCUGGUUUCUGAUCCCGUGGGGACAAUGUGCCUGCUUCUUCAAGGAUGUGCAGGCAAAGUGGGCAGUCUGGCCCUCAGGAGACAGCUACCAACAUGCAGCUGUAGAAUCCUUCAUCACGUACCUAGCUCCUGGUCUACAGCGUGGUCUCUGCUGGAAUCUGGAGCAGUUUAGAGACACAGUAUUUUUGUGGCAGGCCUUUUCUUUUGAGCCACCAACCAGCUCCCAAAUCACGACACGGAGACUUAUUAUCAGUUAUGAAUGUUCGGACGUAUCUUAUGUUUGUCCUAUGAAGUCUUCUAACUUAAAUUAACCUGUUUCUCUAA
Molecule: messenger RNA, 3941 nt
Organism: Myodes glareolus (Bank vole)
Lineage: Eukaryota; Metazoa; Chordata; Mammalia; Rodentia; Cricetidae
Source: RefSeq, a predicted model, not a curated record